AAACACGCACGGCUGAGUUUGCAAAACAGCUGUGUUGCAGGGUGUCUUUGCAUAUAAAGGGAUUAGGCUGUAAUUAAUGUAGUAUUAGUGCGUAAUUGCUACUCUUCAAAAUGUUGAAUAUAAAUAAAGUGCAGUUAUUUGAUUGGAUUGCGUCCAGCUACACAUUGGUAUUUUGGCCAACAUAAGUUGCGACAUAAGUCCAACAACUUGGACAUUUUCUGACUAUGAUUUCACUGCUGUACCUGCACCGGAAAGGUAUGGACUUAAACGAUUUAGCAACGCAAAUGAUCGGACUGAGUAUCGUGUACCAAACAAAAAUAAAGCAUGGUAGGGUGGAAGUGGCCGAACGUAGAUUUGUUUAAUUAGCCGAUCCGGAAGUGGACUCGAUACGCGGUGGGAAUGAAACGCGGCAUCAUCACAUCAUCGCCGUCAUCAUGGAGGCUGGACCCGAUCCCAGAUCUAGUCUGCAGGCUGUACGGAGGAGAUCCAUCUGAGAGGUUCAUAGCAGGCGUACUUAUAUGUAUCUCUGAAUGCAUGGUGUCGGUCAUCGGACAGGCUGGCGGUCAAAUAAAAACGCGGUCCGGAUCUUAGAGGGAGACAGCGAACAGAUGAUGUUGGGAUGAUAAGGAGCUGAGGAGGGGAGUGGGCCGGGGGAGUGAUCCAGUGUGUUGUGAAUAACUGGACGGCGGUACCCUGGUGUUGGAGCUGCUAGCCAAAAACUAGUCCGCCUGGUUCUUCAGCUCCAGUGUGCAUGAAGCUCCGUCUCCAGCAACCAGCCAUGUGAAGGAACGAUGGCCGAAGGAUAACAUCCACGGAUCACGUUCCCUCACCGUGUGGUGACCCCUGUUUUCCUGUUGUUCUAUCACCGCUUCCUCGUCCCGUAAUCCACCUCCCCCACCUCCGUUUGUCCUCUCGUAAUUCUGUCGAAGAAAGGAAUUCAUACCUGCAGAACGGUCACCAAAAUAAUUCAUCCCCUCUGAUGGCAAGGGACCAGAGUUAGGCAACACCCCUAACAGAGGGCAGCAUUAGUGGACCGCCACUGACUUGCUUCUCCAUGUUCCCACUGUCUGCCUGCUCCAUCCCUCCCUUGUGAGUGACACCCCGGCUUGUGAAAGGGGCAAUUUAUUGUUCCACACACUGUCCCAACCUGUUGCGUCUCUCCUCCAGCCUUUCUCCCUCCUUUGCUGUGAUUGGGUCAUGGUUCGCAAAAAAAGCUCUUUGAUUCUGUGUGGAGCCUUCCUAUUCGUCGUCUGGAACGCUCUGCUGCUGCUCUACCUAUGGGGGCGUCCGCCCAGUCUUGGAGAGGCGGGGGGAGGCGCUGAGCCCGGCGGGAAGGAGGAGUGGGGGGGUGACCACGGGGCCAGGGCCAACCUGGCGGGGGAAGUGAUCCGAUUGGCUGAGGAGGUGGAGGCGGAGCUGGAGACUCAGAAGAAACUGCUGAAACAAAUUGAGAGCCACAGGUCGUUAUGGGCUCAGCGGAAAGACCUGGGCAAACGGGCCAUGGACGAUGGGGGCGCCGACAAGCAGCAGAAGCAUCCGGAGAAACAGCCGCCCGGACCCCAGGUUCCCCCAAAAGACCCUUUAGACAAGAAAGACCAAAUCCAGGCAGAACAUUCCCAGGAGUUGAAUCCGGCUCCAGACCCAGAUCAGAAGGCCGUUUCGAUACAGGCGCAGCCCGUUCUGAAUAAUGAACUGGAAACCACGGUCACCAGCCCUCAGACAGUCAUUCCCAUCUUGGUGAUCGCCUGCGACAGGGUGACGGUGAGGCGGAGCUUGGAUCGGUUAAUCCAGUACCGCCCCUCUGCCAAGCUAUUCCCAAUCAUAGUUAGUCAGGACUGUGGCCACGCCGAAACGGUCCGCGUGAUUGGCUCGUACGGCGAUCAGGUGACCCAUAUCAGGCAACCAGACCUAUCGGACAUCAGAGUACGACCAGAGCACAGGAAGUUCCAGGGUUACUACAAGAUCUCCAGGCAUUACCGCUGGGCGCUGAACCAGGUGUUCAACACAUUCUCCCACUCCACCGUGGUCAUCGUGGAGGACGACUUGGAGGUGGCGCCGGACUUCUUCGAGUACUUCCGGGCGCUGUACCCCGUGCUGCGCGCCGACCCCAGCCUGUGGUGCGUGUCGGCCUGGAACGACAACGGGCGGGACGCCCUGGUGGACCCGGGCAAGGCGGAGCUGCUCUACAGGACGGACUUCUUCCCGGGCCUGGGCUGGAUGCUGCUCAAGGACCUGUGGGACGAGCUGGAGCCCAAGUGGCCCUCGGCCUUCUGGGACGACUGGAUGCGGCAACCCGAGCAGCGGCGGGACCGCUCGUGCGUCCGGCCGGAGGUGUCCCGGACCAUCACCUUCGGGCGCAAGGGGGUCAGCCUGGGUCAGUUCUUCGACCAGUACCUGCGCUACAUCAAGCUCAACGGGGAAUUUGUGCCUUUCACAAAGCAGGACCUGUCCCACCUGGUCAAGGAGCAGUACGACGCGCGCUUCGUCAAGGAGGUGUACGGGGCCCCCCUGGUGAGGGUGGAGGACCUGCUGCAGGGGAGCACCCUGACGGGGACGGGACCCUUUCGGGUGCAGUACUCCAGUCGGGACAGCUUCAAGGUGCUGGCCCGCAAUCUAGGGGUGAUGGACGACUUGAAGUCGGGGGUUCCCCGUACGGGCUACAGAGGCGUGGUUAGCUUCCUACAUCGCGGCCGCAGGGUGUUCCUGAGCCCCCCGGAGGGCUGGACCAAGUACGACGUGAGCUGGAGCUGAGGGGCUCUGAGCGCAGAGCUCAGAGUCAAGAGUCUGGCUGAAGCGGACGAACCUCUGAAACCAAAGAAGUGAUCACCGGUGUUAAUGAAACUAACUUGAGCUUCAUUCAUAGCCGCUGAAGGAUCAGAGGAUUUACACCGGUGGAGUGUAGGAAAACUGAAGUCGGUGAGCUGUAAUGGAUGAAACAUCCUAAAACCUUUAAAAAGAACCGGCUUAUGAAGGCUCUCUAAUGAUUAGAUCAACUCUGAUUGGUGUCAUGUGUUUAAAUGAUCAGCCUUUCUAUUUUGUCUACAGGUAAAUAACCCUCAGAACGGCUUCUGGUUACAGGCUUCAUAAGUGAUGUAAUCACUAACGAGGUCCACUUUUCUGCUUGAGCAGAUCUUUGUUAUAUCUUUAAAACCUACUGAGUAGCCCUAAUACAGUUCCAUAUUAAAUCAGAACAAUUGAAGAUGCCCAUCUUGAGAAUCACUUGGGAUGGUGAAUAAAAGGUGCAAAUGAAGUACUUAAGUAUGUGUGAAUGAACCAGGGUUAUAAUAGUAGCUUUUAACAGAGAGAACUGUAUAGGACAACUGAGAUUUAUUUUAUGAAAUUUUAUUUAACUCGCCUUGAAAUAGAACUGAAAAGGCUGUUCUUGCUGCAUUGACUCAAUAUCCAAACAUUUGGUCUGGCAUCACAUGUUCCUUCUGUUAGUGUCAACACCAUGAACAUAUAGGCCCAGUUAGAACUACUGUCCUGUAUCUCCAACCCAUGGUUUGGUUUUGAAGUUAGGUUUGUUGAAAAACCAAUAUUUUCUUUUCUGACGCGUUGGAAGAUUUGGGUGUAUCGGUAAUCAUUGUACUGUAUUUUCAUUUGGGAAAUGAUUGAGAGAAUGGAAAGAUUGCCAUUUCUUCACGGUAAUGUGUAAAACCACUGCCUGAUGCGUUUACAGUUUUAAUACAUUACAAAUAAAGCCAACUAUUUUGAUAUUUGCUCACACUGUGCGAGUCCAAUG
This is a messenger RNA of Gadus chalcogrammus (walleye pollock), 3742 nucleotides long. RefSeq names its product alpha-1,3-mannosyl-glycoprotein 2-beta-N-acetylglucosaminyltransferase b (gene mgat1b). The transcript has 3 exons. Gene Ontology annotation, cellular component: Golgi apparatus. Lineage: Eukaryota; Metazoa; Chordata; Actinopteri; Gadiformes; Gadidae. The record is from RefSeq and is a predicted model, not a curated record. Gene Ontology annotation, biological process: protein N-linked glycosylation. Gene Ontology annotation, molecular function: alpha-1,3-mannosylglycoprotein 2-beta-N-acetylglucosaminyltransferase activity. Bases 1198 to 2751 code for a protein of 517 amino acids.